Pyricularia grisea is the source of this 1368-nucleotide messenger RNA. RefSeq lists its product as uncharacterized. The coding region runs from base 1 to 1368 and encodes 455 amino acids. Gene Ontology annotation, biological process: positive regulation of TORC1 signaling; cellular response to amino acid starvation. Gene Ontology annotation, molecular function: structural molecule activity; protein binding. The transcript has a single exon. NCBI's taxonomy places the organism in Eukaryota, Fungi, Ascomycota, Sordariomycetes, Magnaporthales, Pyriculariaceae. Gene Ontology annotation, cellular component: nuclear pore outer ring; Seh1-associated complex. The record is from RefSeq and is a predicted model, not a curated record.
AUGCCUCUGCCUGUAACGUCGCCUCCAGCAAUGGAGGAUCAGGCGAGAUUCGACCUGAUCAUGAAACAUGGUCACCAGGAUCUUGUCCAGGCUGUAGCUUUCAACAGUUACGGAGACAGGUGCGCAACAGGCUCGGUGGACGGAAAGAUUCGUGUCUUCAACCGACACCAAGAUGGCAUCUGGAGGCAUUGUGACAACUGGACCGCUCACGGUGGAGAAAUCUUGGAGCUACAGUGGCUCCCGCCAACUAUAUAUCCCAACCUACUGGCCUCACUUGGCAUCGAUGGCCGCUUCAAGCUCUGGGCCGAGGAUGCUGCAGCCGCUCCGGGAAGACGUUUUAGUCAUCGCCACAAGGAAAACGCCAGGGCUGCUUAUGAGCAUCGAUCCAGAGGUGGCGGCGGCUCCUACCGCUCAUUCUCCAUUCGUCACAACGACGAGACGCGCCACUCUCACUUGGCCCUUUUGGCAGCCGAUGGCCAACUGGAAGUCCUUGAAAAUGAGCUGCCAGAAAAUCUGACCGACUGGAACCCCAUAGCCCGUUUCAAUGUUUGUCCCAGGCCCACACGCGGCGAGGAGGUUUCAUUUCGCGUCCGCUUCGAUCCAAACCCUGAUCCAUGUUAUACUGCACUGCGUGCUGGUGUUCCCACAGACUCUCUCGGGCUUGUGGUCGCGGCGAUGGAUACUGUGCGCGUAUAUCGCUCGCGUGAAGCGGCUGGAAACUCUUCGGGCCCUGCGGGAGCCUCGGCGUUAAGAGAGUUUUACCUCGCUGCCGAAGUCCAGGGCCACCGCGGGCUAGUUCGGGAUGUCGCAUGGGCACCUGGAAACAUCCGGGGCUACGAUAUUAUAGCAUCAGCCUGCCAGGAUGGCUUUGUAAGGGUUAUGCGUCUGGAAACACCAUUUGACCCGAAUGAUGGAAAGACUUGGUCUGAGCACGAUUUGGUCAAAGGGGGUGCUGGUGGCAACGCUUACGAAUCAAAGUCGAUAACGCACUCUCGCACCGGAACUGCCUCUGAGAACUCCCCUCAUUCUUCUGGGAAUCAUCAUCAACUUCAGCAAAGUCAUUCAGGCCAUAUACCAAACAUCCCGCAGCCAAAAUCCAUGUUGGGUUCGGAGUUGGCUAUUUCCAGUGCCAACGACCAGCGGCCGAUGACCGGGCUACCUGGCGAGGUUACACACCAGCUUCAUGUGUUGUCAAAACUAGACAGCCAUCGCACACCAGUCUGGCGCGUCGGAUUCGAUGAUGAUGGACAAAUCCUGGGUAGUGUCGGGGACGAAGGGCGACUUUUACUGUAUCGGCAGACACCAGAUGGCUCUUGGGCCAAGAGCUCAGAGCUUGCCAUGAUGAAGAUGAAGAUGGCCACGCCCUGA